Molecule: messenger RNA, 1329 nt
Organism: Cajanus cajan (pigeon pea)
Lineage: Eukaryota; Viridiplantae; Streptophyta; Magnoliopsida; Fabales; Fabaceae
Biological process (GO): P450-containing electron transport chain
Cellular component (GO): mitochondrion
Molecular function (GO): electron transfer activity; 2 iron, 2 sulfur cluster binding
Source: RefSeq, a predicted model, not a curated record
AGCAAAAUGAAGUGGAGCGAGUGUCAACCAAAUCCAAGUUAAGCAAACGUCAUGAAUAAAAGGUUGCACAAUUUCAUGGUUGGGCUUGGAUUAUUGGGCUUGGAGUGUCUCAUCUCAUCGUUCUGUUCUGGAGCCUGAUUUUGCAACUCAACUCUGUCACUCAUGCUUUGUGGCUAUUGUUAUCGUCUACACUUAAUUUUUCUGGACCGGAGAUCCCUUUUCAUAUCAAUUUAUAUUUAUAUUUCCUUUGCAAUUUUAGGGCUAGGGUUUCUUAAACCCUAAAAUCAGACCUAACUUCUCAAAUUGCAUUUUUUUUCUCCCGAGUGAAGAUCCUUUUUUCAUAUCAAUUUAUUUAUUUCCUCUGCAACUUUAGGGUUUCUUAAACCCCUAAAAUCACUAUGCUAAAUUCCAGAUUAGCCAGAGUCGGAGCUUCGAUCGCCAAACACCUCUACACAAGGAAUUGUUCAUCCAUGUGUAGAGUAGGAUAUAUUCGAAGCGCCAGAUAUAAUUACCUGCAACCUCCGUUUCAACAGCAUUCAUUUACUAAGUUAUACAAGGGUGCCAUGAUUGAAAAGCAUCAUUUCCUUUCAACAAUGACUACUAACAACACUACUGAGGACAGGAGUGAACAGAAAGAAACGAUAUCUGUAACUUUUAUUGAUAAGGAUGGUGAAGAACAGCAUAUCAGAGUUCCUGUUGGAAUGUCUAUGUUAGAAGCUGCUCAUGAAAAUGACAUUGAACUAGAAGGAGCAUGCGAGGGCUCGCUUGCGUGUUCAACUUGCCAUGUUAUAAUCAUGGACGUAGAACAUUACAAUAAAUUGGAAGAUCCAACUGAUGAGGAAAACGACAUGUUGGAUCUAGCUUUUGGACUUACUGAAACAUCACGUCUGGGUUGUCAAGUGAUUGCAAAACCUGAACUUGAAAAUUCGAUUGGCCAUCCCUGCUGCCACUCGGAACUUCGCUGUUGAUGGUUAUGUGCCGAAACCACACUAGUAAUGACCCAUUUAUUUUGGGGUUCAAUGCAGAGAGUGCAACUUUCUCAGUUUUGUAGUCAUUGAUUUUGAUAAAUGAUGAUCACAUAGGCAUUAUUUUUGUAUUUUUUUCGUGUUCACGGAGCACCUUUAUCAAAUUAGAGAGAUCAUGGUGUAAUUUUCGACGGGCUACAUUUUGGACGCCAAUAAAUUGUACUGUAUUAAUUUAUUGUACCAGUAAGGAGGGCAAGCCACAAUAGCAUGGUUUGCAUAUUUAAAUUUUUUGUUCGACAUUUGGUCGGGUUUUAAUCGGAAUUAAUCCGAAAAUAUUAAUAUAAACCAUCAUUCUUGCCAUAUA